AUGUCCAAACCUUCUUCGGCGUUGUGGAAGCGAACAAAUGCCGCUGCCAUCACACCCAAGGCGUUCGAGGAUCUGAACCCCCCAAUAACCUACCGUCAUCUUCUCUCAUCGGCCCUCGGCGUGCGCGAUCCUCUUCGCGUGAUAGCACUAUGCGACAGCGAUGCAUUUUACGCCGCUUGUGAACAACGCCGGCUCGGAGUCGACCCUUCGCUCCCGCUGGUGGUGAGACAGUGGGAGGCGCUUAUCGCAGUCAACUAUCCAGCGCGAAAAUACGGGAUCACACGGAUGAGCAAGUGGAAAGACGCGGUGAAGAAAUGCCCGGGGCUGAUUGUGGUGCACGUCGCAACUUACAAGGAAGGUGAGAAGGAGCCGGGAUACUGGGAUAAUGUGGAUACGACGACGCACAAGGUCUCAUUGGAUUAUUACCGACGUGAAAGUGCCAAGAUCAUCAGUAUUUUUAAAGAAGGUCUGCCUGGGGGAGAGAUAGAGAAGGCCUCAAUUGACGAAGCUUUCAUUGAUUUCACGCAGCCCAUCCGCGAAGAAUUGCUUAAGCGAUUUCCUUACCUUGCUACGGUACCCCCCGACGCGCCUAACGGAUCAGAUACCGUGCUCCCCCCUCCACCACCAAUAUCAUGGGAAGGAAAGGGCAUAGUGAUACCUAUAAAUCCAUCAUCAACAUCCGCUUCGGAUCAAGUGGAAGAAACUGCCGAGGGGAUAACAGACACUGAAGAGACGCAAACAACAUGGCACGACAUGGCCCUAUCUAUCGGUGCUGAGAUGAUGGACAAGAUACGGGGUGCCGUGCGCGACCAGUUGGGAUACACCACUUCUGCGGGCAUUGCACGGAACAAAUUUUUGGCCAAGGCGAGUUACACUACGCGGACGCAGAGCAUACUGCGCAAUGCGGCAAUACCCAAUUAUCUCAAGCCCAUGCCUUUUCAAAAGAUCCGCUUCCUGGGAGGUAAGCUCGGGACAGCGAUAGCAGAACAUUAUGAUGCCUCCACUGUGGACAGCCUGUUCGCAUACAACGCAGAUGAGAUGCAAGGCAGAUUUGGAGAAGAAUCUAUCUGGGUCUACGAAGUUCUCCGCGGCAUAGAUAGGACUGAAGUGAAGGAAAAACCCCCAAUGGCAAAGAGUAUGAUGGCAUCCAAGAACCUUCCUCAACCAAUCACGAAAAUCUCAGAAGGUCCACAUUGGCUCCGUGUUCUAGCCGCGGAAUUGGCUUUGCGAUUGAACGAAGCGAGGAGUUCAUCCUCUUCAAUUUGGCCAAAAUCUAUUGUUCUGCACGUCAGGCGUGGUUAUGAAACCUCCCGCUCUCGGCAAGCGGGUUUUCCAUUCGUUCGAGACUUGACGGUGGACGUCGUUGCCGCGGCCGGAGACAAACUUUGGAAGGAGCUUAUGGGCGACAACAAAGACACAGCGAUUAACGUCACAAAUGUCGCUCUAGGCUUCUCAGGCUUAGAGGCCGGAGAGAACGGACAACAGAAUAUCGAAGGAUUUUUCCAAGCUGGCCCUUCCAAGCCUGUUUCUCGCUCAGACACUGGCUCCGCUGCUGGGAUCAAGCGAAAACGAAGAGCGUCGACAGAACCACAACAACACUCGCCUCUCGAUGUAGGACGCGAACUAGACGAACAGCAUUCCACAUCAAGCCCGUACGUUUGUCCAAGGUGUCACAAGCGGAUCCGUCUCGAGGAGGAUGUGCCAGACGAACGCGAAAUUGCUCUGACUCGACUACGGAUGGAGCAUGACGAUUUCCAUCUUGCACAGGACCUGUCACGAGCUGUUGAGCCUGGGAAUAGUAGUCAUACAGGGUCGUCGGAGGGGUUGCGUAUCCAGGAUCAACCCCCUGGGAAGCAGCGUAAGAAGAAGAAAGAGGGGAAGACGAAGGGAAAGGAUGGCGAGGGAAUCGCCAAGUUUUUCCUGAAAAGAUCAUGA
Messenger RNA from Heterobasidion irregulare TC 32-1, 1935 nucleotides. RefSeq lists its product as uncharacterized. The transcript has 10 exons. Gene Ontology annotation, molecular function: DNA-directed DNA polymerase activity; damaged DNA binding. Gene Ontology annotation, cellular component: nucleus; site of double-strand break; replication fork. The record is from RefSeq and is a predicted model, not a curated record. NCBI's taxonomy places the organism in Eukaryota, Fungi, Basidiomycota, Agaricomycetes, Russulales, Bondarzewiaceae. The coding region runs from base 1 to 1935 and encodes 644 amino acids. Gene Ontology annotation, biological process: response to radiation; error-prone translesion synthesis.